GCCUGUAAUAUCCGUUCCUGAAACGGUUGCGUGUGGGGGUUUUUUUUCCUCUCUAAUCCAUGACGGGAGUGACGACUCUACCUUAACCGCACACACCCCGUGAUCUCCCAGCUUGCAAGGCAUAACAAAGUGGAGAAAAAUGGCGAGCGGGGAGGAGGCUAGGUGCCCCUCCGUUUCCCCCUCUCCGGUCGGCCUCGAGGCCUUGUUCCCGGCCGGCAGGGCGGACCGAGCCGGGGCGGACGCGAACCCGGAGCUCGCGCGCGUCCGCCAGCGGCUGCAGGGCUGGCUGUCGCAACACGAGCCCGCGGCGCUGUGGGUGCAGGGGCUGCUGGUUUGGGAGAGGCCUCUGCACAGCGUCGUCGGCGCGGUCGUGCUCAACACGGCGUUCUGGCUGCUGUCAUCCACGUCCCUGCGCCCGUUGUUCGUCCUGAGCGCGUCCCUCCUCGGGUUCACUCUGAUGGAGAGAUGGAAAGACAAGCUGCCUAAGAUCAGUGUGCGGCAUCCUGAGGCAUCUGAGAUAGAAGGAGACAGCAUGGGUGUGGAGCCCAGGCUCCUGAGCGUGGCUGAGCUCAGCCAUCACCUGGCAGAGAGCUAUCUGACCUGCAGCCUCUACAUCCAGGAGGUGCUUCAGUACAAGCGCCAGAACCAUGGCAAGUUUUGUGCGAUGACGUGCUCCGGAUGCCUCCUGCUAGCCGUGGCUGGUCACUAUAUCCCUGGAAUCAUGAUCUCUUACAUUAUAUUGCUCAGUGUCCUGCUGUGGCCUCUGGUCGUGUACCACGAGCUGAUCCAAAAGAUGUACACAGGACUAGAGCCCAUCUUGAUGAAAUUGGACUACAGCAUGAAGGGAGACACCCAGCGCCGCAAACACGACAAGAGAAAGGUGAAAAAGGAGCAGGACGAGGGAGACGAGCCAAGAGCCGAAACGGAGAGCGAGAGCGAGGAAGAACUCUCGUGUUUUGCUCCCACUGUGGACGUGAAGACCACAGUGCUGGCGAUGGCCAUCACAGAUUCUGAGCUGUCUGACGAGGAGGCUUCCAUACUGGAGAGCGGUGGCUUCUCCGUGUCCAGAGCCACCACCCCGCAGCUCACGGAUGUUUCCGAAGACCUCGACCAGCAGAGCAUGCACAGUGAACCCGAGGAGAGCUUCUCCAGGGACCUGCCAGAGUUCCCCUCUGUGGAUGAGUUCCCAUCUAUGGAGCCUGGACUGUUUCGCUUCCCACUGGGCGUAUUGGGGGCGGCUCGAGCCGAGGGCACCGGUGCCGAGCCCACCGAGGACUCUCAGAGCCCUGCCAGCCUCCUCAUCCAGCAUCUGGCCUCGCCACUUCACUUUGUCAACACGCACUUCAAUGGGCAUGGGCGCCCACCUGGUGGGGCGGGGCCGGCUCCGGGGCCAGAGCCAGGGGAGGGGCGUUGCCCCGCCCGCUCACUGGAGGCCCUCAGUGAGGAGAUUGUGAGCACAGCCAUCUCCACCGUAGUGCAGAACACUCUCUCAGCCCUGUUACGCUCCUCGGAAGCUGGCGAGGGGCCUGCCAUGGCUGAGUUCCUGCCUGCCGAGACGCCACCCUGCCCCAUGGAGUCUCCUCUCAGGUCACCUGUCACGCCAGAGGCGAGUGACGAGGACGUGUCAGCCGAAGCAAGUGGUGAGGAGCAGCCGGACACCACGCUUGUUCCUGUGGAAGAAGAGGAUUUUGAGCUUCUGGACCAAAGUGAACUGGAGCAGAUGGAUGAGGGGCUGGGCCUAGAUUUUGACGGACAGAGAGUGGGGGAUGUCCCAGCAGCAGCAGACACGCUCCCCAGUGGCCAGCGAGAACUGGCUGACCAGCAGGAGUCCUAGCUUGCCUGUUGUUCACACUAAACUGUCCCUUUUAUUUAUAGUCCAUGUAGAUAUAUACCAUACACUGACAUGAAUGUUUUAUGGAUGUGUGUGAAGGUCAUUUCCUGUCAGUUAGGCUAUUUGUGUUUUAUGGGGGAUGAGAUCACUGUGAUUGGUUUUGGGCUUUUGUUUUGAGAACAGGUAAAGGUUGUUCUCAGGUGAACCUAAACAAACCGCAAGUAAUGAAGUUUUAAUUUUAAUGCCAUGUGCUUCUUAUAUAGUGCUGAGUGAAAGUCAGGAUUUUGUCCUUCAUAUCCAGUUCUUACAGUUAAGUGGGCCAGUUUAUUCAGACUUGGCACAAAUCCUGAGUCAAGUUUUUCUUGGUAACAAACAUUGCAAAAAAUAAAUGGAUAAACAAAUGAACAACAAUAAUAAUUAACAGAUAUCACAUAAUCAGUGAGAUCCUAAGAUUAAAUACCACAACUGUAUUGUCUUUCCCACAUCUUGGUUAAUAACAUUUUCUGAUGAUAAUUGUUUCUUUCCAAACUUCUUGUACUUUACAUAGGCAUACUGGCCAGUGUGGUUGUGUGGGGUUUUGUUUGGGGGAGGAGGGUGUAGCGGUGGGGUCCUUGCCUAAUCUGCUUCCGCCCCAUCAAACAAGGCCACCUAUGUUUCCUGCUCCCAAGAAAUGGUCAGUUAUUUCACGAAGCAGGAUUUGUCUGACAGCUUGAGUCACAAGUUAAUAUUGCACAAAUGGUAAUGUUUUCUCUCCUAUUGUGAACAUGCUAGGCUUUUGAUCUAGGUUGAUCUAGCUUGUUGAGAGAACCUGCUUCUUGGAGUAACCAUUUUUUCCAGGUCCCUUUUAGUCCCCAUUCGAAUACUGACUCAGCCUAAUCUAAGAAGACUAAAAAGAAAUUUAGGUGCAUGCAAGCAAGCUAACCAGCCAACCGAGCUGAGAUUAUAUUCUUGUAACGACUGUUCAAUGAUUGGGGAAGGACUGCUUAGAUAUGCAGAUCCUUAACUGUCCUGGUCCUAAAAAAAAUGCCACACUAGCAGUACAGAGAUGUUUUACAUAGCCAUGUUAAUAUAUACUGUUGCGUAUAUGUUAAGUGUUGGGAACUUUUUAUUUAUCAAUAUUGGUCAGUUAUGAAGUAAUAAUCUACAGAUUAUUGUAUGCCUUGCACAGUUGAAACUGAAUUACUAGUAGCGUUUUAUGUUUAUAUUAGGACAUGUUCUAUUUCAAUCAAUUUGGCAUUGAUGUUAUUUCAGAUGUUGCACAGUUCAAAGUUUAGCUAUGAAGAAUGUUGCUCAGGAUGUUUUGUAGUUCUUCGUACUGUGUCUUGAGAAGAAAUCCUGCACAAAAUUAUAUCAAAUUAAGUUCACUUGCUCAAAUGAAGUCCAUAGUUUUGUGUUGUUAAGCACCCACGGGCAGCUUGUUUAUAAUUAUUUUUAUAGUUGUAAGACUAUUGACUGAUGUAGGUGAAGACUUUGAUGCACUAUGAGCAUAGUUUUGGAGCAUAAUAGAUUUUGUGUUCAUUACUCUGGAUCUUGAAAGGCAUGUUAAUAACUAGUCAUUACCUACACAGAGCACCCCUUUACUGCAACAGGCAGCACAACAUGUAGGCUCUGUGCAAAGUCCAGUUGGGCAUUGUCAUGAAGUUGUGUUGUAACAUAAUGUAUUUUAGUUUGUGGGUUUAACUCAUGUUCAUCUGCUCUGCACCUGCCAUGCAGAACAUGUCUAAGACUAAAAUGAAAAAUUUGCUUCCUAGUCUAAUUUGUACAACGUUAAUGUUACGGAUGUUUCCAGCAUGGCAGUUUCUAGUUGUUUUACCCUUUUUGAAGUGCCGACUAUGAGUAUAGGGACUGGAUUAAAAAGACAGGAAUCCCAGAAAAGGAGAAUCUAAAUGCUGCUUGAAGGUUGUAUGCAUCUUUGUAAGAUGUGCUUGACAGUUGUUUUCUAGAAGCUGCCACAAAAGCGGCAUUAAGCUUUAUGCAGAUGUAUUUCAGUUGCACCUUCCCUAUAUAGUUCACUCAUUGCUGCUGGGAUACUAAUAAAGAUGGACUUAACACUUUAGUUUUUGGUAAACUUGUAACCAUUAAUGGAAAAUUCCCACUAUAAAUAUGACGGGUUCUAGCAUUAGAAACACCUUGUCUUACUCGCCUGUGCUAUGGUGCAAAUGUAACUGAAAUAACGGAGGCCAUUAUGAUUCAGAUUACCAUUGAUCAUGUAAAAGCAACAGAAACAGCUAAAGCUUCUUUUUGAAACAAUAUUUUCUGAGAAUGUUUGUGUAUUAGUAGUUGUUUCACUCUUGCUUUCACUGCUUCUUGAUCGAUAAAAGGCACAUCAUUUAACAAAG
Molecule: messenger RNA, 4170 nt
Organism: Electrophorus electricus (electric eel)
Lineage: Eukaryota; Metazoa; Chordata; Actinopteri; Gymnotiformes; Gymnotidae
Gene: retreg2
Product: reticulophagy regulator family member 2
Cellular component (GO): membrane
Source: RefSeq, a predicted model, not a curated record